UUUUCCAGCACCAAAGCCACAGUAGGGACCAAACCCACUCCCUUUUUUCCCCCUUUUUUAAGGAAAGGCUUCAAGCUUGUCAUCCUGGAUGAAGCUGAUGCCAUGACCCAGGAUGCCCAGAAUGCCCUGAGGAGAGUGAUCGAGAAGUUCACGGAAAACACCCGGUUCUGCCUCAUCUGCAACUACCUGUCCCGGAUCAUCCCCGCCCUGCAGUCCCGCUGCACCCGCUUCCGCUUCGGGCCCCUCACGCCGGAGCUCAUGGUGCCGCGGCUGCAGCACGUCAUCCUGCAGGAGGGGGUGGAUGUGACGGAGGACGGGCUGAAGGCUCUGGUGACCCUCUCGAGCGGGGACAUGCGCAGGGCCCUCAACAUCCUGCAGAGCACUUCCAUGGCCUUUGGGAAGGUGACGGAGGAGAAUGUCUACACGUGCACGGGACACCCCCUCAAGUCGGACAUCGCCAACAUCCUCGACUGGAUGCUCAACCAGGACUUCUCCACUGCCUACCGAAAAAUCACGGAGCUGAAGACGCUGAAGGGCUUGGCCCUGCAGGACAUCCUGACCGAGCUCCACCUCUUCGUGCACAGAGUGGAUUUCCCGCCCUCCAUCCGCAUCCAGCUGCUGAUCAAGAUGGCAGAUAUCGAGUACCGGCUGGCCGCUGGCACCAGCGAGAAGAUCCAGCUGAGCUCCCUCAUCGCUGCCUUCCAAGUCACCAGGGACCUGGUGGUGGCCGAAGCCUGAGUCCUGCUGGGUGGAUCCUGGCUUGGAUCUUGCUGGAGAUGGAAGGGAUGGAGCUGGACCUGCUCCCUGCAGCCUUCCCUUCCCAUUUCGGAAGCCUGGAGCCCGCAGCCAGGACACAGGAGUGUUAUUCCCAGGAAAUACAGGUGCCUCUAAAGCCCA
Neopelma chrysocephalum (saffron-crested tyrant-manakin) is the source of this 897-nucleotide messenger RNA. RefSeq names its product replication factor C subunit 5 (gene RFC5). The record is from RefSeq and is a predicted model, not a curated record. Gene Ontology annotation, molecular function: DNA clamp loader activity; DNA binding. The annotation marks the transcript as partial. Gene Ontology annotation, biological process: DNA-templated DNA replication; DNA repair. NCBI's taxonomy places the organism in Eukaryota, Metazoa, Chordata, Aves, Passeriformes, Pipridae. Gene Ontology annotation, cellular component: DNA replication factor C complex; nucleus. The transcript is spliced from 7 exons.